ACAAAAAUAGAGGAUUCGAAUGGAACCGCUCCUACUGUUUCUUCGCCCUCCACGCUAAAGGCUUUGCUCGAGUACCCCACACCAUCUUGCUUGCUGCUCCUGCUCUUGAAGAGGGGGAGAAAUUUCAGCGCCUGUUCCCAGGCGAAGCGAAGAGGUUUAUCUAGACAUGCCCAAUUCAAAAUCGAGUCCGAGUGAUGGGGGCAACAAGACUGCAAAACGAAGUCUUCCUUCCUGGAUAACUUCCAAACACAAAGGGAGUUCCCAGAAUGGCAAGAAUGCAGCUGGUUCAGGUGAAGAUGAAGACACUGGAGAAAAUGGGAGGCCUGAACAAGCCAAAGGGCUUGAUGGAGAACACGCGAGCAGCACACUGGCCAAGAAAUCUGAGAGCAGCGGGAAGCCUUCUUCAUCGAGCUUGGAUACCUUGCAACUUUCCGAACUUCUGGAGGGCGUGGUUUUUGUCUUAUCGGGUUUCGUCAACCCAGAGCGCAGUACGUUGCGAUCCCAGGCCCUUGAAAUGGGAGCAGAAUAUCAGCCUGACUGGAACUCUGAUUGCACACUACUAAUUUGUGCUUUUCAAAACACUCCAAAGUUUCGACAAGUCGAGGCAAACAAUGGAACAAUUGUUGCAAAGGAGUGGAUAACAGAGUGCUACACCCAGAGAAAACUAGUUGACAUCGAAAGUUAUCUAAUGCAUGCUGGAAAACCAUGGAGAAGGAGGAGUAUUUCAGAUAAAUCAGGCAGAGAUUCAGAGGUUUCACCAAGUAGAGGUUAUCCUAAGCAUGCUGAGAAAAGAUCACAGUCGAGACAGUCAACUGCUGCAUCCUCCAAGAAGAAGGCAAAUUCUAAUGUUGCUGAGGACUUAUUUAAUCUUUCAAAAGUGAAGAGCUGGGCUAUUAUUGAUCUGAAUAGAACGACUACAUGGCUGGAAAGUCAAGAAGAAAAGCCUCCAGCAGAUGAGAUAAAGAAAAUAGCGGCCGAAGGGAUAUUAACUUGCUUGCAAGAUGCAAUUGAUGCCCUUGAGCAAAAUCAGGAUGUCCAAAGAAUUAGUGAACAGUGGAACAUCGUACCUCGUGUAAUGGAGGAGCUAAUUAAGCUCGAGGGGUCUGGAAAUACUGCUACUACGAUCUCACAUGCAGAUCUCCACAGAAAGGCCGUGGAUUGUAAACAAAUUUAUGAAGCAGAAUACAGUCUUUUGGAAUCUGAUGCUUCGAUGAAGCAAAAGAAGCCUAGAACUGAUGAUAGGAAAAUUAAAGGGAAAAAGGAAGCUGUCUCUGCUGAUGCAGCGGCUGGAUACGACAGCGACGAGACCAUGGAAAUGACCGAAGAGGAAAUAGAACUCGCAUACAACACCGUGGCUGCUAAAGUUCCAGAAUUUUGAGUAUUAACUGGAUCUGGUCUGUUUUAAUGGAGUGUAGAUUUUGGGACGAGUAGCUAGCUACAUCAGUACUUUGCGGCAAGUUUCACCUUAUUCUCGGUUUACUAGCAUCUGUCUGCUUCCUACCCGAAUGGUAAAUUUCUGUUGAAGGUGUUCGCAGUUUCGACAAGUGAAGUGUCGUAGAGCAUAGGGACCUUAAGAAGCCUCUUUGCAUGCUGAACUGGCAUGAUGCAACAUAAGUGAAUUGAUAUUAGGAUUCAAUCGGAAUAAUUGCCGAUUCGAACUCUAUUGUUAGCUUCAACCUUAUUGAAGAUGGCCUAUAGAUCGGAGCGACGUACGUAUGAA
This is a messenger RNA of Syzygium oleosum, 1720 nucleotides long. Its product is annotated as DNA-repair protein XRCC1. Bases 167 to 1378 code for a protein of 403 amino acids. The transcript is spliced from 8 exons. Gene Ontology annotation, molecular function: damaged DNA binding. Gene Ontology annotation, biological process: base-excision repair; single strand break repair; double-strand break repair via nonhomologous end joining. NCBI's taxonomy places the organism in Eukaryota, Viridiplantae, Streptophyta, Magnoliopsida, Myrtales, Myrtaceae. The record is from RefSeq and is a predicted model, not a curated record.